Molecule: messenger RNA, 441 nt
Organism: Lethenteron reissneri (Far Eastern brook lamprey)
Lineage: Eukaryota; Metazoa; Chordata; Hyperoartia; Petromyzontiformes; Petromyzontidae
Product: probable carboxypeptidase X1
Biological process (GO): proteolysis
Molecular function (GO): zinc ion binding; metallocarboxypeptidase activity
Source: RefSeq, a predicted model, not a curated record
GCUCCUGAGACUCGAGCGGUCAUCGCGUGGAUGGAGCGGAUCCCGUUUGUGCUGAGCGCAAACUUGCACGGCGGGGAGCUCGUGGUCUCGUACCCAUUCGACAUGGCACGCUCCUACUGGGCAGCACAGGAGCUGACCCCGACGGCGGACGACGGCUUCUUCCGCUGGCUGGCCGUGGUGUACGCCACGACGCACCGCACCAUGGCGAGCCGCGAGCGGCGCGUGUGCCACUGCGACGUCUUUCAGGGCGGCAUCGUCAACGGAGCCGAGUGGCACACCGUGCCGGGGAGCAUGAACGACUUCAGCUACCUGCACACCAACACGUUCGAGGUGACGAUCGAACUUGGCUGCGACAAGUUCCCGCACGCGAGCCUCCUGCACGAGGAGUGGGACCACAACCGGGAAGCCCUCCUGCUCUACAUGGAGCAGGUGCCAGGCUAG